AUGGGAAAGAAGAACAUGUCUCCCCCAAUGGCGCAUCGUUCCCCAACGCCUAUUCUGCAGCCCACUCCGCUGCCGGAGCUCACUUCCAGUCUCCUGUCAGAUGACGCCGACUCUACAUCGAAUCCCUCAGCCUCUGUGACGCAGUGCCCAUGUUGCGCCUCGCCCGUUAUUCCAGAUCUAGCCACGUUGGCCGAGACUAUUCCAGACCGGGAACUCAAUAUGUCCACCACGCUCGAAGACCAGUUCCUAAACACACUGAGGAUCCAGCCAGGGGCCGAAUCCACGGCUGAAGCGGUAGCAAUCGUACCCCAAGACUGGCAGGCCGCAGGGGACCGGUCGUUAAUCAGCUUGCUUUGCCACCGAGCUUUCAACGCCUUCCGAAACCAGGCAGCCAUUCGAACUUUCGGUAUAUACUACUAUGGAGACUUCGGCCCUGGGGACACCUUGACUGCUGUUUCUCGAACGGUAGUGCGGGGAAGAUUGACAUGGCUGGAGGCAACAGUGACCCGAGAUAGUGUGCUGGUGGCCAUCGCAACCGCCUUGUACGACGAUCUAUAG
This is a messenger RNA of Aspergillus luchuensis, 558 nucleotides long. RefSeq lists its product as uncharacterized. The transcript has a single exon. The record is from RefSeq and is a predicted model, not a curated record. The coding region runs from base 1 to 558 and encodes 185 amino acids. NCBI's taxonomy places the organism in Eukaryota, Fungi, Ascomycota, Eurotiomycetes, Eurotiales, Aspergillaceae.